This is a messenger RNA of Aspergillus candidus, 1038 nucleotides long. RefSeq lists its product as uncharacterized. The record is from RefSeq and is a predicted model, not a curated record. The transcript has a single exon. NCBI's taxonomy places the organism in Eukaryota, Fungi, Ascomycota, Eurotiomycetes, Eurotiales, Aspergillaceae. Bases 264 to 530 code for a protein of 88 amino acids.
GUCAACGUCCCGAUACCUCGAGAAAAGAAAAAGGAAAUAGAUAUAAUAAGAAAGAGAAAGAGAGGAAGCCGAAAUACUGGAGAACAGCAAUUCAUCGACUGAUCGUCGUGAUCUUGGUGAUUCAACGACCCACGUGACACGGUGCGCUCCACUGGGGGUCGCCUUGUACACUUUAAAUCCACCUUGGAUUGAGGGUUGACAAGUUGACACUAGGUGGUAAAGACACAUGCUAGACAUGUGUUGGGGGAGGACCAACCUCGCACAUGGAAUGCUCUCAAGUGGUUGGUAGGUCGAUGACCCCCGUCAUGAUGACCAUAGCAUCGGCAUGGAAUCCAUUACAAAUAUCCCACCCUCCGUCACCGCUUCCCCGCAAUUCCCUUGCUGGAUGGCUUCCCCCGUCACUGAGUUCAUACUACCAAUUUCAUAGUGGUCCGAUACUACGGUCUGAGACGCAAACCAUAUCUGGACAGACUGCCGAAGUGAGCAUCGACGGAUUCAACAUCGGCCUGAUCCAGGCUGAUCCAGGCUGAUCCAGGGCUGAGAAGAUCACAGGGGAGAAAAAUAGUCAGGAAGAAAAGAAAAAAGAUGUCGGUCUCGCCCCACAUAUCACGUGCAAGGGCGAGUGGCGAUGGGAAAUUCGAUACUUGAUACCGUGAGGACUGUCCAUGGGGGAUCUAUAAUAGAACCGGAAGGAUUGGGUCAAGGGCACUGGAAGAAGGGAUGAUGCAGGUGGACUAGGUGCAGAUUUUGUCAAGGAAAGGUUUCAGAUGAUCCUUGGUGAUUUAUCUCUUGGUGGUUUGGAGUUGAUCAACGUCGCAAUCCAACCUUUGUCGAUUGAUCUGAUCCGUACCGAACACAUCUAGGCUGGAGGGAAAUGCCUAGGGUCGGAGAGAAAGAAAAAUACGAUCGCACAUUGCCACUGGUCGGGGAUGUUCCUUGUUUACGCUCCAUCGGGACUGCCGGGGUAAACAAGGAGAAAUCAGUCAAAUAUAUAUCAAAUGAAAAAGUCAAAUUAAAUAAAUUAAAGAAAGACAAGAG